AUGGCCUUCGCACAGGCAUCAUCGAGAAUGGCCACCAACCCCCCCAAGCCACCCACCGACAUGACGCCCAACUUCGCCGACCCCAACUUUGACCCCGCCGACUUCCUCAAUGACUCUCUCCCACCACUGACCGUCGCAUCCACCCAACCCAAUGCCUCACGAGCACCGGGUUCCGUGCCUUUAACCGAGCUGUCCGCUCAAGUGCAGUCGCUGCUCUCGCAGAUCAGCGCGCAGAACGUGCGUCUCUCUGGCACGCUGUCCCAGCUCACCGAUGAGAUCCUCCGUAGUGGGGGGCGGUUGGCUUACGAGGUGGAGGUGUUGCGUGGAGAGACUAUUGGGUUGUCGGAGACUCUGACGGAGGUGCUGCGCGAGGAUAUCACUAAGUUUGUUCCUGAGUCUAGGAGCACUACGGCGGUGUCUAGUCGUAAGGCUCAACUGAAUGACGAGCUUGUAUCUUCACCCAAGGAGGAAGAAGAAGAAGAGGAGGAGGGGGAGACUACAGCAGAGGAAGAGGAAGACAAAGACAAAGACGAAGUCAAGGAGAAGGAAAAGACGGUCGCCAACGAUCCCGAAUACAUCACCAACCUCCGCACCCUCAACCAAGUGCGCUCCCGCCUCGAAGACGUGGUACAGACCUUCGGCGACGCAAUGGAAUGGCCCUUACCACCGUCUGAGAUCUCAUUCUCAUCGUCAUUCAUCUCCGUCUCGGGUCCCGACCUGGGCGCCGAGGGACGCAGCCGGGAAGAAAAGGGCCAAGAGAUACUGAGGAAGCUACGGAGCGAGAUCACCGAGCUGCUGGACAGCGAGGGUGGCGGGAUGGCCGGGGUGGAGGCCGCCAGUCGGCGCGUGGAGGCUGUGCGCAGGCUGGCGAUGGUGUGGAAGGGUUCGGCGGAGGAGAAAGCGCGCACGAGGCUGGUGGAUGGCCUGACGAAGAUCGUGGACGAUCGGCGGAGGGUGUUGGAGGCGCAGGCGGACCAGGGUGCUCGAUCGCAGGCGAAAGGCCGCCCGUCGAUGGAGCAGCAGAGGCGCAAUAGCGAUAGCGGAGGGCCCGGGGGUGGCCUGUUCCGCAAUCUGCAGCGGCUGCGCGAGGAAAUCUACCUGGAGUAA
Messenger RNA from Penicillium lagena, 1107 nucleotides. RefSeq lists its product as uncharacterized. The transcript has a single exon. Bases 1 to 1107 code for a protein of 368 amino acids. The record is from RefSeq and is a predicted model, not a curated record. Lineage: Eukaryota; Fungi; Ascomycota; Eurotiomycetes; Eurotiales; Aspergillaceae.